Molecule: messenger RNA, 1660 nt
Organism: Macrobrachium nipponense
Lineage: Eukaryota; Metazoa; Arthropoda; Malacostraca; Decapoda; Palaemonidae
Product: metallophosphoesterase domain-containing protein 1-like
Exons: 7
Coding region: 216-1172 (318 amino acids)
Molecular function (GO): hydrolase activity
Source: RefSeq, a predicted model, not a curated record
UCCUCUCCGUCUCGGAGACUCGGACAGUCGGAUUCAGUCAGUGUUUGGCCGUGAUUGUGAAAGGUAGUCGGUACGCUCGUUUCCUUCGCACUUGUAAACAAUUGACUACACUCGACGAAGUGAAUCUCAUAGCCUGUCAGAAACCAGGUGUCUUGAAUUAGAUAUACCUUAAGGAUAUACAGAGUGUUGGAACUGCUGGAAAGUAGCUACAAAAAAUGGCUGGAAGUACCACCACCACUUCCUCGUGGCUCCUGUCCAGGAUCUGGAAGUUACCCUUGCUUUCCCACAUAAGCUGCAGCAGCAGGACAGACAUCCUCCCAAGUGCCAUGACGACAGAUGAAGUCCGGGACAAUGACCUCAGUCCCCUGAAUGCCAAGGACCUGAGCUGCGAGCCAGACGAGGCGUGGCAGGCUAUCAAGGACCGACAGAUUCUGAUCAACAUUGACCCCCCAAAGCAUGAUAAGAUGCCCAUCGCCCCUGAUAAGGUCAGGUUCGUCUGCAUGAGCGACACUCACACCAAGACGGACGAGCUCAAAUACCCAGUGCCCCCAGGAGAUGUCUUCCUUCACGCCGGGGACUUCACGAGGAAAGGAACUGUCGAGGAGGCGGAGAUUUUCAACGAAUGGCUUGGUACCCUGCCACACCGCUACAAAAUCGUCAUAGCUGGGAACCACGAACUGCUCCUUGACAAAGAUGCCUCUGCUGUCACCAAGGUUGCCAGUCCGGACGAGGUGCUCACAAACGCCACGUCCUAUCUCCAGGGAUCAGGCACUUCGGUUUACAACAUCAGAAUCUACGGCUGCCCUUGGACCCCAAUAUACCACGUGAUGGCCUUCAACCUGAGCCGGGGGUCACCUCUGCGCAGUAAGUGGUCAUCCAUACCCAACGACGUGGACAUACUGAUGACCCACGGUCCGCCGCUAGGCCGCUGUGACCUCUCGCUCAAAAAUAAGCGGUCUGGGUGCGUGGACCUGUUGAAGACCGUCCAGUCUAGAGUCAAGCCUAAAUAUCACAUAUUUGGACACAUACAUGAGGGACACGGCAUCUCUUAUGAUGGAACCACGACCUACAUAAAUGCAUCGACCUGCAAUGUCAAGUACAAGCCGGUGAACCGCGCCAUCGUAUUCGACUACCCGUUGCCCGAAGGACUUUGUAAAGAGGACUUCGAUUAGGGAACUGAUUUCGAUUUGUCUUUGUUGAUCCUACAAUUCCACCUUUAAUCCUAUCUUGCUCAAAGGAGGAAUUUGGGCAACAACCCCGUGACAGGCCUUUUUGGUAACUACAUAGAAAGUUUUUAACAUAUAACAGUGAUGGACCUUUUUGGUAAUUGAGGACGAAGUAUUUUAAAGAAUAUGUCAUUGUGAUCAUCUACUGUGAUUGGCUUUGUUGUUCCCCAAGGAAAUAGAUUUUAUCUUUUUAUGCCUUUUCUUUUAUUGGUCUGUCGUCCUGACAAUCAGUGUUGGUGUCUUUGUGGAGUCAAGUUUAAAUUUUAUACUGAAUAUUCAACCCAUUGUCUGUGAUAUACAGGAACUUGUGUACAUAUAGGGACUUCAAAAUACUACUGUACCUGCCAUGAGUGAUUUCGUGUAAAUAUUUACCUUACUGAUCAAGAAGGAUCUUUUGUGGCCUUUUGUUGAAAUGAAGGUUCGUGAUCAUUAAA